AUUGACGUGGAGGACGCGUCAAAUUAAUUCCAGCAGACUCCACGCUCCCCGGGAUAACUCCAAUUUGCAUUUAUCGGAUGAAGAACACUUUGGUGCCAUUGUACCUUGCAGUCACUUGCGUCCAAAAAGAAGGGGGCACGCUGCGAGUCGGGGAGAUUCUGAGAGGUCUAUUUUCUCUCUUCUGGGGCUCAUUCCUCCGAUUCCCCUUCCUUCUCUGACUUCGCUCGGACGCAUUCAGCCAUUUGCGGGGGCACCUAUAUAUUUGCCAGCAUCUCGAAACGUAUAGGCAAAUGGAGCAAACGUAUGGAGAGGUGAACCAGCUAGGCGGCGUGUUCGUCAAUGGACGACCCCUGCCCAACGCCAUUCGGCUAAGAAUAGUGGAGCUGGCCCAACUCGGGAUCAGACCCUGUGAUAUUAGCCGGCAACUCCGAGUCUCUCACGGCUGCGUGAGCAAGAUUCUAGCGAGGUACAACGAGACUGGCUCCAUCUUGCCCGGUGCCAUCGGUGGAAGCAAGCCUCGCGUCACAACGCCCAACGUGGUGAAAAACAUCAGGGAAUAUAAACAAAACGACCCCGGGAUCUUUGCCUGGGAGAUCCGGGACAGGCUUUUGGCAGACGGGGUUUGUGACAAGUACAAUGUCCCGUCUGUUAGCUCGAUCAGCAGGAUUUUACGCAACAAGAUUGGAAAUCUCUCCCAGCCUAACCAGUACGAAAGCAGUAAGCAAAGCUCUGCGCAGGCCGGGCUCCCCUACAACCACCUAUACCCUUAUUCCUACCCCAACACCAUGUCGCCCACCGGUACUAAAAUGGGCAACCCCCCUGGAGUACCUGUGACAGCUGGACAUGUGAGCAUAUCCAGGGCCUGGCCUUCUGCGCACACCGUCAGCAAUAUCCUCGGAAUACGGGCCUUCAUGGAUCCCACAGCAAUUGCUGGAACAGAGGGAUAUCCACCAAAAAUGGAGGAGUGGAGCGUCAACAGAGCAGCUUUCCCAGCUCACACGGUCAACGGGAUCGACAAGUCAGCCAUCGACGCCGACAUAAAAUACGCUCAGCCUUCCUCGACGCUGUCCGGUUAUGUCUCGGCGUGCGCUUACUCUCCAACCAACCAGUACGGGGUGUACAGUGGGCCUGCAGGCGGCUACGUGGCCCCGGGCCACCAUCACUGGCAGACGCAGAGCCCGGCCCUGUCACACCCAGGCAGUGGGAUGAGCAUGCAUGCAGGGGAGAUCCACUCACCGAUGGCGUUUAAGCAUCAGACCCGAGAAGGAGACAGAAAACCGCCCAGUCCAUUGAGCAAGCAGCAGCAACAUGAAGACUUGAACAGUGUGCACGGACUCAGUCUCCCUACCUCAUCAUCCUAACCGGGACUUAAGCCACCUUAAUAACCAGACCCAUUUAACUGAACUCAUUUCAACAUCUCCCAACAGUAAGUCUGAUCACUAACGGUUUGUUUGUAGCUGACAGUCCAACACAGACCUAUUCACCCGCGUUCUAGCUUUAUCGGCCUCUAUGGCCACAUGAAUGUAAGCUUGCAUGGAUGUAUCGGCGUCUCCACGUCACUGGUUGAUAGAUUUGUUCAUAGACUGCAUAUCCACUAAGGGAGACCUGCAGGAUGAACCCUUUUUUUUUUUUUUUUUUUUUUUUUACAUUUUGUAAGUCCAUGUUUCAUUAUUUUAAUCCGCCAUAUAUGCAUCUUUAAUUUGUGGCCAUGAUCUCGAUUCCACAGUGACUCAACUAUGUGAACAAUAAGAUAUAAAUUGUCUAAAUGUAAAAUAUUCGCCAAAGCUUUAAUUAUAUAUUUUUAUAAUUUCAUUGUAAAUAUUAAAAAAAAAAAAAUAAUAAAGGCCUUUUUCUUCAAA
Mugil cephalus (flathead mullet) is the source of this 1859-nucleotide messenger RNA. It is a transcript of the gene pax1a, whose product is annotated as paired box 1a. Gene Ontology annotation, molecular function: DNA-binding transcription factor activity, RNA polymerase II-specific; RNA polymerase II cis-regulatory region sequence-specific DNA binding. Gene Ontology annotation, biological process: regulation of transcription by RNA polymerase II; anatomical structure development. Bases 291 to 1361 code for a protein of 356 amino acids. The record is from RefSeq and is a predicted model, not a curated record. Lineage: Eukaryota; Metazoa; Chordata; Actinopteri; Mugiliformes; Mugilidae. The transcript is spliced from 5 exons.